AUGGCUCCAUCCACGGCAGAGGCUGGGUCCGCGAAAGCCCAUGAAAAGGAUCUCAGUCAGAUCCUGACACCUGAAGAAUGCGUCGAGUUGACCCUUCUCAUUGCGAAUAUCGCAGAGGUAAUGGAGAAGCAGAUCCAGGAUACGUUUGAUGCGUCAAUUACCUCCAAACCCCAACCUCAGCAGACCCCUCAGAUCAAGACCAAAAAUUCUGAUAUUGAUGCGAGUGGGCCAACCAAAGAGACGGAGGAAGAGCAGAAGGCUCAAAAAUUGCGGGAGAAGCGGGAGAAAGAAUUAUCAGCGCCUAAAAUGCUAGAAUUAAAGCGGGAGGCACUUCAGUUCUUUUAUGAAUGGCGUGGAUCUGUAAUUGUGCGGGUCGGAGUCGUGGUGAACAAUCCGAAGGAGGUUGUAGACAAACAAAAGAAAAAGGCUUCCGUUGAAGCAACACCGAACACUGCACCCCCGCGUCCCAAGACCAUUCGUUCCACCACAAAUAUUGAAGAGGCGGAUGCGGCAUUGGUCGAGCUAUAUCCCCCAACAUCUACGCCACUAUGCUCUCUCCCGAAAGACAGAAGAGUGCUAUUGCUUAAUGCUAUGUUAUUGCUCCUCUUGUCCCUCGAAAAUUAUGUCGCGCACUCUCGAAUCCUACUCCUCCACAUUUCGACCUCGCUCCAUUUGCCGCUGCAUAUCCUUGCCGAGCAAGAAGUGAAGGUGGCACAAAGCCUACUUGAAGCAGCCAAACAAAUGAGUGGGAAUAAAGAGACCGAGAAACGAAGUGACGAAAAUAAGGUAGCGCACAGGUGGAAGGUUGGUCUUGCAAGUGUAGCUGGUGCCGCUGUCAUUGGAAUUACUGGCGGUCUUGCUGCCCCACUUGUCGCUGCUGCCAUCGGAACAGUAAUGGGUGGCCUUGGUUUAGGAGCAACAGCGGCAGCAGGCCUGCUUGGGGCUCUUGCUGAGAGUGGUGUCAUUAUAGGGAGCUUGUUCGGGGCAUAUGGCGGGAGGAUGACAGGAAAGAUGAUGGAUGCCUACGCAAAGGAGGUCCAGGACUUCGCAUUCCUCCCUUUGAGAGGGUCGAAGCAUCGUGAACCUCAGCCCCAAGAUCGGCGACUAAGAGUUACGAUUGGCGUUAGUGGUUGGCUCACCCAGAAGGAAGAUGUUAUCAACCCGUGGAGAGUUCUCGGACACGAGAGUGAGGUAUUUGCGCUGAGAUGGGAACUUGAAGCACUAUCAAAAUUAGGCACCUCCAUGGAGGCCGUGGUCAAAAGUGCUGCUUGGACCGUUGCUAAAAGGGAGAUCAUCGCUCGAACAAUCUUUUCCAGUCUUCUGAACGCUUUAUGGCCUAUUGCGUUAUUGAAAGUCUCAAAGAUUGUUGACAAUCCAUUCAGUGUCGCCAAAAAUCGAGCAGAUAAGGCUGGGCUGGUCCUCGCAGAUGCUCUAAUCAACAAAGCACAAGGGGAAAGACCUGUGACCCUAAUAGGGUACAGUUUAGGCGCUCGUCUUAUCUACUCAUGCCUAAUGAGUCUUGCAGAGCGCAGAGCUUUUGGCUUAGUAGAAUCUGUCGUUCUAAUGGGGGCUCCAGCGCCUUCGGAUGCUGCACACUGGAGAGCGAUGAGAAGUGUAGUAGCAGGGCGACUUGUCAAUGUCUACUCAGAGAAUGACUAUAUUCUAGCCUUCCUAUACAGAACUAGCAGUAUUCAGUAUGGGGUUGCAGGCCUUCAAGAAGCCCGAGAUGUCCCGGGGAUAGAGAACGUCAACGUCUCUGAUCUCGUUAGCGGUCACCUACGCUAUCAAUAUCUUUGCGGAUCGAUCCUCGGGAAAAUAGGGUUCGAGAAUAUUGAUCUUGUGGAGGCGUCAAAAGAAGAGGAGACCAUCACCUUGCUUGACGAGGAGGAGAAAAGGGAACAGGAAAAGAAGGUGGACGAGAAAGUAAAUCCAGAGGCCGAAGCAAUCGAUAUGGAGAAGGAGGUGAAGCGGAAGACGGAUCUGACUCUGAUGCAAAGAGCAACAGAAAAACUACGUCUCAAAAAAGAUACCAAGGGAUAA
This is a messenger RNA of Amorphotheca resinae ATCC 22711, 2040 nucleotides long. RefSeq lists its product as hypothetical. The coding region runs from base 1 to 2040 and encodes 679 amino acids. The record is from RefSeq and is a predicted model, not a curated record. The transcript has 2 exons. Lineage: Eukaryota; Fungi; Ascomycota; Leotiomycetes; Helotiales; Amorphothecaceae.